Messenger RNA from Trifolium pratense (red clover), 656 nucleotides. RefSeq lists its product as uncharacterized. The transcript is spliced from 4 exons. Bases 156 to 395 code for a protein of 79 amino acids. Lineage: Eukaryota; Viridiplantae; Streptophyta; Magnoliopsida; Fabales; Fabaceae. Gene Ontology annotation, biological process: mitochondrial translation. The record is from RefSeq and is a predicted model, not a curated record. Gene Ontology annotation, molecular function: structural constituent of ribosome.
GAUUUUCUUUCCGAUUCUUCAUUCUCGUUUUUCUCUCAUAUCACAAUCUGCAACCACUUCACUUCUCACUGAUCGCCGGCGUCUUCUCCGUUCAAGUUCCGGUCUAAACAUCAUCAGCGCCGCCUUUUUAAAUUCUCUCUCCACGUUGUAGGAUAAUGGGGCGGAAAGCUGGUGGGCUUUUUAUCAACUCUAAGAGAUUGGGUAAACUUCAAAAACCUUGCAUGAAGGAAAUGACAAUGUUUCUGAGCUGUAUGGCUACAAACCAGAGCGAUGCUCAAGCAUGUGCUCAGCAGAAGGAAAUAUUAAAUGCAUGUAUAGAAUCUCAGAGUAAAAAGAACAGAAAGUCUAUGGGGAGUAUCAAUUAUCAACUGCAGAGGCUUAACCGUGGAAGAUAGUAGUUUGAGAUUUUCCGAUAUUAAUCAUUUUCACAUUUCAAGAGUGUUAUCUGGAAAGCUUGUCAUGUUCCAGCUAAAUUCACCAUAUAGUCUUUUAAAUUAUGUUGAUGGUGGAAUUUCUAGUAUUUCUUUGUUUAACCAUUUAGUUAAGACAAAAGAGUUGGUGGAAUUAUAUUCAAGAAUACCAAUGUAAUUUAUUCUGUAUCAAUUAAAGCUUUGGUAAGCUACAAAUAUUUUCUAAUACCAUCACUUUGUCAUAUA